Canariomyces notabilis is the source of this 1191-nucleotide messenger RNA. RefSeq lists its product as uncharacterized. The transcript is spliced from 2 exons. The record is from RefSeq and is a predicted model, not a curated record. The coding region runs from base 1 to 1191 and encodes 396 amino acids. Lineage: Eukaryota; Fungi; Ascomycota; Sordariomycetes; Sordariales; Chaetomiaceae.
AUGCCGCCAGCGAGCCAAGAUGGAUUGCGCUGGACAGAGACGCUAUUUCAUACGGUGCCGGAGUGGACGCGGGACCCUUCGAUUGCGGCGAUUGAGAAGGUGUGCCGCCAGCAACUGAGCAUCCCCCCGGAAGAAGCCUGCAACGUUACCUUCCACACAUCCGGCAUCUUCAACAAACUUUACUACGUCGACUGCACCAAUAGGCACGGGCGUCCUCUGAUAAUACGCGUCUCUUUACCCGUCUACCCAGGCCAGAAGACACGCGCCGAGCGAAUGAACGGUAUCCCGGCGCAGGCCCGAUGGCGGGCCAUGUCGAUGGAGCAAAAGGUUGCAUUCACAGAGCAGAUGGCAAAAUUCCAAGCCGAGUUGUCUGGGUUCGGCAAGGUAGAGUCCCUAUUCAAAGGCAUAGGGACGUUGGAUUUCUGUGGAAUCAGCGACACUGAAGAUACGAGAGGAGUCGCUCCCGGUCUUCUUGUCGCCCACGAGUUCUUUAUGGGCGACCGGCUUUAUUACCAUCUCCCGCGGGGUCCCUUCCGGUCCAGUCAUGACUGGCUGAGCGCCCUACUGAACUUUAUCCUACAACAGGAGAGCCAUUUCCUCAAGCAUCCGAAGGACGAAGACGAGAGACAGGGCGCUGAGGAGACGACGUAUGUAGCGGGUAAGCUACUCGCUCUUGUUUCGAAGGUCUGUCCUCGGACCAUGGAAGAGCCGGAGAUGUCAGCACUCUACCACCAGGACCUCCAUCUAGAUAACAUCCUGGUCAAUGAACAAGGCGAGAUCACAGCCGUCCUGGACUGGGAAUGCGUCUCGGCAUUGCCUCUCUGGAUGUCAGCCAAACUCCCCAAGUUUCUCGAGGGGCCGACGCGAGAGGAAGAACCGCAGAGGGACAGAUACAGCGAUCGAGAUCCGAAGUAUGACGGGUCUCAGGUUCCCUAUGGUUUGGAGAAUAACGACAAGUGUGACCUGUACUAUGAGCACAUAAUGGAGUAUGAGGCAACGCAGCUACGGAAAGUUUACAAAGCGAGGUUGAAGGAGCUGUGGCCAGAGUGGCCGGUUGAUGGACAUGAGAGUAAGAUUGACUUGUUUGAAGCAAUCUCGCAGUGCGAUGGGAUAUGGGGGGGGCGGGUGGGCAAAUGGGCCGAACGCAUAGAGAAUGGCGACACGGUACGGUUUAAUACAAUAAACCCCUAG